GCUUUGUCGAUUGUUGUGAACCUCAUGUCAUUUACUGAGAAUAGAUGAGGGAAUGAUAAAACUGUAUACGAUGAGGUUCUUUUCUGGAUUAAAACAUUUUUGUAGAGGAGUUUCCUCCUAUAUUUCCAGAAAAGACUCUCCAGAUUGUGGACGAUUAUGGUCCAGCCAAUGGAUAAGAUUAUGUUCCAGAACAUCAGACAUUGUAAAAGAAAGCAAUCAAGAUAGUAUGAUGCUAAAGCACCUGAUUUCAAAAAUAAAAUCAACAGGCCCGAUUUCAGUAGCAGAAUAUAUGAGAGAAGUUUUAACCAAUCCUGUCACAGGAUAUUAUCAACACAGGGAUGUUCUAGGACCACAAGGAGACUUCAUUACAUCACCUGAAAUUAGUCAGAUAUUUGGAGAACUACUUGGAGUGUGGUGCGUAAGCGAGUGGAUGGCUGCUGGUAAACCAAAAACAUUUCAACUAGUAGAACUUGGGCCUGGCAGGGGUACUUUAGCAAGUGAUGCUCUAAGGGUUUUCAGCCAACUUCAUUCUGUGCUGAAGGAAUCUGAGAUUUCAGUGCAUUUGGUUGAGGUGAGCCGUAAGCUUAGUGAAGUUCAAGCACAGCUUCUGACUGAAGGAGAGCACCAUUUACUACACGAUCCAAAUGGUACAAUUUAUAAAACAGGUACGACCAAAACAGGAUUUCCAGUCUCCUGGUACAAGGAUCUACAGGAUGUACCUAAAGGUAAGACCACUCAAUAAAUUAAGUAAAAUAAUGAAGAAGAAAAACUUCUAAAAAAAAAAAAACUUG
Molecule: messenger RNA, 791 nt
Organism: Rhincodon typus (whale shark)
Lineage: Eukaryota; Metazoa; Chordata; Chondrichthyes; Orectolobiformes; Rhincodontidae
Product: protein arginine methyltransferase NDUFAF7, mitochondrial
Exons: 5
Coding region: 53-742 (229 amino acids)
Biological process (GO): mitochondrial respiratory chain complex I assembly
Cellular component (GO): mitochondrion
Molecular function (GO): protein-arginine omega-N symmetric methyltransferase activity
Source: RefSeq, a predicted model, not a curated record